CGGAGUCGGAGUCGGAGUCGGAGCCGGAGUCGUAGUCAGAGUCAGCGUUGGCGUCGACGCCAGCGUCAGCAUCAGCGUCGGCGUCGGCGUUGGCGUCGCUAUCGGCGUCGGCGCUAUCAUCUCGGUGGUUGGUUAGUAGACGAACGAAGGCGGUCGAGUACGUAAGGGAUCGCAGUGUCGCGUUACGAGUACGUUCUGUUGGAAAAAGUAACGAUCCGGUAUUUGGAAGAGGAAGGAAAAUUUCGGAGUGCAUUCGAGUACGAUAGAAUGAACGCAGGAUGAUCUGUCGAUAUUCAGGGUCAUUGUGGCCUCGUAUUGCUUGAAAAAAAGGUUGGUUUCAGUGGGUUCGUAAUAACGAUCGAGAAAGCUGUAACACGUGCGCAUGCACGAAAGAGAGCGAGAGUGCGAAAGAGCAAAUGAGAAUACGAACACAAGCAAGCGAGCGUGCCAAUAAACGAAAGAGAGCAAAAGACAGCGAGAUUCACUCCAACAAGUAGAUUCAUUUCCCAAGUUCUACGUAUCGUGACACACCCAACGAAUGAACAACGAGACACGAUUCGUUCUUUCGAUUUAUUUUUACGUUUCAUAAGCAUUUCGGCUUAAUCUAGCUUCGGAUCAUUUUUCCGCAAACACGAGAAAAUGCAAAGAAAUUUUGAACAAAUUUAACCAUCACCGUCGAACGCAACGAAAGCAACGAAAGCAACGAAAGCAACGAAAGCAACGAAAGCAGCUAGCAACUAGCGACGAUAAGCGUCAAUAUCAACGGAAAGAUAUGCAAGUGUGGUGUGGAGGAAGGGGAACGGAUCCGUAACCGAGAGGAAAGGUUAGGCCUCCUCGGAAAUACGAAAAGUAUAUUCUGAGGGAGCAAAAUGAUCGAUCCAAGCUCGUCGGAGCCGGAAAGCGAGGAGGAUCAGAGUUCCCAAUACGCGAGCGGUGUCGGUAGCGGUGGCGGCAGUGGCGGAGGUAGCGGUGGAGUUCGCGUAGGCAGCGGUAGCUCGUACGGAUACCGGCGACAGAUCGGACCUGGAGGAAAUCUCGGUGGCGCGAGCGGUCCCGUGUCAGGAAGCGUGAGUUCGUUAGCAUCACCCGGUGGCUCAAUCCACGGACCGAUCGGAACACCUCGUGCCGGCGCGACUACCGGUCAAGAUGCCAGUUUGGACGCAUCCGGUCUCGCCGCGGCGAGAAACUCGUUGUCACCCUCGAUGUCUGCCGCCCAGGAUGCGGCUAAUUACGCUCAGAGACCCACCAGCCCCUCGCCCUCUGUCGCCAGCGAGAAAACCGAAACUGAUCUCCAGGACAAACAGGAGAGGGAAGAAGAGGAAAGAAAGACCAGGAUACAGUUAUACGUGUUCGUAUCGAGAUGCAUCGCAUAUCCAUUUAACGCCAAACAACCACUGGAUAUGACGAAACGUCUGCUAAAAGUGACCAAGCAACAACUCGAAACGAUAUGUUCUCGUUUCCAGGGUUUUCUAAAAGGAGAAAUCCAAAUAGUGGCGGAUCAAGCGUUCCGCAACGCUAUUCAGAAUUAUUACGACGUGUUUCUGACAUCGGACCGAGUGAUGCAAAUGGUGCAGAGCGGUGCUUGCUCGCAACUCGACUUCCGUGAGGUGUUCAAGGAGAACAUAAAGAUACGUGUUCUACGCUUCCCGGAAAUCGAUGGAUUGAGCAAAGAGACUGUUCUUACGUCCUGGCUGGCCAAAUUCGAUUGUAUCAUGAAAGGUACGGGAGACGAGGAGACCAAGAGGCCCUCCAGGAUGCAACAACAGUCUUUGAUCUCGGAGAUGAUUCUGCCGAAGGAGCAGCUGUACGACAUGUUUCAGCAAAUUCUCGGCAUCAAGAAGUUCGAGCAUCAGCUUCUGUUCAACGCCCUCCUGUUGGAUUCAGCCGACGAGCAGGCUGCCGCCAUCAGGAGGGAGCUGGACGGUCGCCUCCAAAAGGUCAACGAAAUGGAAAAGAAUCGCAAGCUUAUGCCCAAGUUCCUUCUAAAAGAAAUGGAGUCGCUCUACAUCGAAGAACUCAAGUCGUCUAUCAACCUAUUGAUGGCUAAUUUAGAGUCAUUACCGGUCUCGAAAGGUUCGACAGACAGCAAAUACGGGCUGCGGAAGCUGAAGCCCUGCAAUCACCGUCGCGAGCGCUCCCGCUGCCGGGGUCAGGGUUCUCUCGUUAAACUGGAGAGCGACUCCGCUGACUCGGAAUCGCAGCUAACCAAAAUGGACGUAGGCCUGACCUUUCAGCUCGCUGUGGUAGUCGUAGAGGUCAGGGGCUUGAAGAGUUUACCACCGAACAAGAUAGUUUAUUGCACGAUGGAAGUGGAUCGUAGCAAAAAAUUACAGACAGAUCAUGCCGAAGCUUCAAAACCUAUGUGGGACACGCAAGGCGACUUUACCACCAUGCAACCGCUACCACUAGUCAAGGUACGCCUCUACACCGAGAAUUCGGCGAUGCUUGCUCUCGAGGACAAGGAGUUAGGCAAGGUGCACUUGCGACCAACUCCGUUCUCUUGCAAACAUCCGGAAUGGUACCGAAUGUCCGUCCCGAAGAACUGUCCUGAUCAGGAUCUUCUCAUCAAAGUUGGUUGCCGAAUGGAUAAACCGUUCAAUAUGAAACACUGCGGUUAUCUGUACGCAAUGGGCAAAUCUGUGUGGAAAAAGUGGAAGAAACGAUACCAUGUGUUGGUUCAAGUUUCUCAAUACACGUUCGCGAUGUGCUCGUACAAAGAAAGGAGAAGCGAACCGUCGGAGAUGAUGCAACUCGACGGUUAUACGGUUGACUAUAUCGAACCUCUCUCCGCUAAUCUCAUGGUCGGCAUGGAUCUAGAUGACGGAAGAUUCUAUUUUAACGCUGUUCGCGAAGGGGAUAGUAUAGUGUUUGCUUCAGAUGAUGAGAACGAGUGUCAGACAUGGGUAAUGGUUAUGUAUAGGGCGACCGGACAGUCUCAUAAACCGACACCACCAGUUUCCAUUGCGGACAAAAAUUCCACCAUCAGUAAGAUACAGGGUGACGCUGAUCGAGCAAAAAAACAUGGAAUGGAAGAUUAUAUUAGCGCCGAUCCUUGCAAAUUCGAUCAUCAUAUUCUCUUCAAAUUUCUACAAAAUUUGAUUUUGGAUUACCGAUUGAACGAUCCGUACUGUUCUCUGGGCUGGUUUUCGCCCGGCCAAGUAUUCGUUCUCGAUGAAUAUUGUGCUAGAUACGGAGUACGCGGUUGUUUCCGACAUCUUUGCUACUUGAACGAUUUAUUGGAUAGAAUCGAUUGCGGACUCAUGAUCGAUCCAACUCUGAUCCACUUUAGUUUCGCCUUUUGUGCCACUCACGUUUAUGGUAAUCGUACGGAUAGAGUCGGUUCCAUCACCCACGAGGAGAAGGAAAAAUUCCAGGAAAUCAAAGACAGGCUGCGGAAAAUUCUCGAGGAACAAAUUACCAACUUUAGAUAUAGCUUUCCUUUUGGUCGACCCGAUGGUGCAUUAAAGGCUACUUUAUCCUUGCUGGAACGAGUAAUGAUGAAAGAUGGCGUUAGCCCUGUUCCUCAAGAAGAAGUGAAGACUUUGAUCAAGAAUUGCCUUGAGAAAGCUGCUCUUGUUAAUUAUACCAAACUAUCUGCCGAAGCGAAGAUCGAUGACGAUUUUAGUGGUGAGGUAUGCGUUCCGCCCAGCAAAAAGCUCGAAGAUCUUGUACAUCUCGCUGAACUGUGCGUGGAUCUGCUUCAACAAAACGGAGAGCACUAUUCGAAGGUAGCGUUCGCCUGGUUUAGCGAUCUUAUGGUGGAGCACGCCGAGAUCUUCUGGUCUUUGUUCGCCGAUGAUAUGGACAAGGUGCUUGCCGAGCAGCCACGGGACACUUGGGACAGCUUUCCGCUCUUUAAAAUCAUGAACGACUACCUCAGAGAAGACGAUAAUUUGAAAAACGGUAGGUUUCACCAGCAUCUUCGGGACACAUUUUCGCCAAUGGUGGUGCGUUAUGUGGAUUUGAUGGAAACCUCGAUCGCACAAUCAAUUUAUAAAGGUUUCGAAAAGGAACGUUGGGAGAUAAAGGGAAACGGAUGUGGCACAUCUGGUGAAUUAUUUUGGAAACUGGAUGCUCUUCAAUCUUUCAUCAGUGAUCUUCAUUGGCCGGAUCAAGAAUUUCGUCAGCAUCUAGAGCAACGAUUAACGUUAAUGGCAUGCGACAUGAUUGAAACUUGCAUUCAACGAACAGACGCUGCGUUUCAGCAGUGGCUAAAAAAAGGAGUAACUUUUAUUUCGACUGAUUAUAUCAUACCAUCGGAAAUGUGCGCAAUGGUGAACGUUAUUCUGGAUGCAAAAAAUCAAAGCUUCGAACUGUGCACCAUCGAUCGUGUCGACGUUCACCAGUAUCAUGCUAAGAUCGAUGAUUUGAUAGAAAACACAUCGGCCGCCAUGACCCAAGGAAUGAUCAAUAAAUUGGUCACAGUUUUGGAAACUACCUUAUCCAAGUUGUCUCGUUACGACGAAGGAUCCCUGAUAGGCUCCAUUCUCAGCUUGACGAAGGUAUCGGGAAGUGGAAAAGAAAUGGGACAAGCCUAUGUAAGCUUUACGAGAAACUGUAUGGAUCAGAUUCGCGGUAAAGUCUUGGACGAACUGUGGAUUUUAACAUUCUUCGAGCAAUGGUAUACAGCGCAAAUUCAAGUGCUGUGCACAUGGCUCUCGGAAAGGCUCGAUCAUAGCUUACACCUCUAUCAAUGCACCUGUUUGGCCCACAUCGUAAAAAAGAUUUACUCAGACUUUGAGCUCCAAGGUGUCAUAGCAGAGAAACUUAAUUCGACAACAUAUCAGACUAUAUAUAAGAGGAUGCAAACGGAAGAAGCGACUUGUGCCUUAACGAGCGUUCAGAACGAAGAAGGUCUGUCAGAGAACGGUAACGACGACGAAGUAGAACGACCAAAACCAAAGGUAACGGUUGUUGAAACGGUCAACAGCGACGACGCAAAUUACAUCAGCAAUGUUACUUCGAACGUUGUUGAAAAAGUUGGAAGCAUGUUUGGCAAGGGCAUUGGUGGCUUUUCGACAAAGUUUGGUGGACCUAGCUGGUUUUGAUUAUUCUUCUCCUUACCACUAUUAUUGUUACUUACCAUUUCCCAUUUAUACUUUUCUCUUCUUGUCAUUCCCACUUUUAUUUUCUUUAUUUUCUUCUCCUUCUUAUUUUUAUUUCACUUUCCCUUUUCUUUAUUAUACUUAACAAUCUCCAUAAUCUUUACUAUCCUUUAUUUCUUUAUCGAUGUUACCGGUAUUUUUAUUAUAUUUAUCACUGUUGUCGUUGCUGUCAUUGUUGGGUUACAGUUGCGAUGACGACGAUGAUUAUUAUUAUUAUUAGUAUUAUAUCUUCUUCUUCUUCUACGCCUUC
Molecule: messenger RNA, 5355 nt
Organism: Eufriesea mexicana
Lineage: Eukaryota; Metazoa; Arthropoda; Insecta; Hymenoptera; Apidae
Gene: Cadps
Product: calcium-dependent secretion activator 1
Exons: 16
Coding region: 870-5048 (1392 amino acids)
Biological process (GO): dense core granule exocytosis; synaptic vesicle exocytosis
Source: RefSeq, a predicted model, not a curated record